AUGCUCAAGAAUGAGAUGGCCGCGAAGAUGGAGGCGGUGGAGUGGCAUACCCGGGAUUUGCCAGCUUAUGAGGAGGAAGAUUUUGAGCGGGUGUGGGAGGCGCUUGUCAGCAACCCAUUGGGCGAUGGACCCGAGAAGAAGGUUGUCCCUGCAAUAGGAAGCCGGAUGCGAGAGCUUGAGAUCGUUCAGGGCCUGUAUCAGCGCUUGCUCACAGCUUCGGGAGCCGAGAAAUCGAAAUCAGAACAAGCACCUCACUCCCGCCUCGACUUGUUCACAGAUUAUUUCCCACUUGUGGGAUCUAUCCCCCUCUCCCAAGCAGAAGAAUCAAACAUUCUCCGGCGGAGCGCGUCUGCAAUACAACAAGAACUUUCUCAGUCUUCGACCGCCCAGAAGUCUGAGCCUGCACAACCAACAUCGGGAGAAACGAGCAAAGAACGAUGGCGUACAUUGCUCUUCCUCGCUGCAGGCUCAGUACCUCGACAACGCACUCCGGAUAUACGCAAUGAACUCCGUGCAUCAUACCCGAUCGCACUGCACCGGAUCCGCACGCUCGUUGCUAAUGCUCAUGGAUCGGAGAACUCGGAAAUGCCCUGGGAUGCUAGUCCACCGGGAGUACGAUUGCCAGUUGCAAGCAGAGAAGAAUGGAGUGUUUUACUGGCAGCAGCCGCGUGUUUCCGAGAUCGGGCGAGUGUGAAGGAAGUGUUCUACUUGAUGCGGUUUUCGGGAUUCCCGAUUACGGACGCGCUAAGGAGGGAGGUGCUGGAGGCAUUCGCCCGACAAGGAUGGGUUGAAGAUGUUCAGGACCUGACGAGCUACAUGAACCGAACUCUCCCAGACGCCGCCCAGAUUCCACAAGACUAUAUUGUCAAAGCCCUCUCCUAUUCUGGUCAACUGGCACGAGCGAUUACCCACCUCCAUGCGCUGGAAAACAGCAACACCCCCGCCUCUCAAUCCACGUACGCGUGUAUCCUUUCCUCCCUCCUUUCCCGCCGCGGAAUUGGGGCAGCCCGCGAUCUCACGCUCGCGUGGGAACUGUUCGCUCACAUGCGGUUCGUCGCCCACCCCGUUCCUAGUCGGGAGAUCUACACUCUCAUGCUCCGUGCGUGUGGAGCGGGCGUGCGUCCCCAGCCGGAGAGAGCGCAGGACUUGUGGACAGAGAUGACACAAGAUUCUGCGCAUUCUCCGACGACGGAAGCGUAUAACGCGCUCAUUUACGUCUUGGCGAGGAGUAAAAGCACUGCGCUGGAAGCCUUUCGGCUUCUUGGGGAGCUCAUCCAGCUUUCGCGCGAUACGCUUCCUUCCCCUACCGGCCCUGUGCUUAGACCAGACAUGAACACCUACCUCGCAUUGCUCGAGAGUGCCAAGCGAUUGGGAGACCUCCCGCGUGCGAGGUGGAUACUGGCGGAGAUGCUGAGAGAUGCUCAGCGCGGGGGGGUUAAGCCGGAUGAGAGGACUAUGGUGGGGGUCUUCCAGGCUUAUGCGGCAUAUGAAGUGCCGUUUGUGAGGGCGAAAGUCAAGGUUGUCGAUGGUACCCAGGCUGCUCAGAAGGAGGAGAACAUCGAGGCACAGAAGGAGGCUGUUGAAAAGGAAAAUGAGCCACUACCGAGCGCACCCGUUCAAGUCGACACACUUACCUUCACCCCCGUCGUUCCUCAAAGUCAUGCUGAAGUCAUACGAGAAGUUGAGGCGCUCAUGACCCGCAUCCUGGAAGAAUCUGCUCCCCAAGAUCCCUCCCUUCCCUCCCCCACAGAGACCCCGCUCUUUGCAGAGGUCGUCCUCACACCGCGUCUGUGGAACUCGUUCCAAUCUGUACACUGGGCACACUCGAGCCUCGAUACUGCUAUGGCACGGUAUCACGAGCAGGCAACAAACCGGUUCGAGCCGAACGCGUGGACGUACCUCUAUGCGCUUGAGAGGUGUGCAUAUCCGAGGAAGGAAGAGAGGUCCAAGGCGCUCGACUUUGCUCGUUUGGUAUGGGUGGACUGGCUCACCUGGUUGGCGAAGAAUGGACGUGGCCUCCUGGCGUGGGAUCUGUCCAAAGAGCUGGGCACGCUCUCAGGAGCGAAGGGGGAUAUGCCUCCCCCCGCGGCGCUGACCGGAAGUGCUGCUGCUCGUGUGGCUGAACGCUGCUGGGCAGCGAUGAUCCGUGUCACGGCGCUCACUGACCAGCUGGACGAGUCUCUCUCCCUCGUCCGGGUGUUCAUGAAACGGUUCCCUCCUGUCUCUCUCCAUGCACGUCCCCAAACACCAGGAGAAGCUCUCGCAUUUCGUCCUGCACUCCGGUCCUCGCAGGCUGAACGUUCACUCUCAGAGUCGGACGAUGCUGUGCCACCCGUGCUCCUAUUUAGGGAUGUGGAGCUGCUCCAUCACCGAUUGGUUGCGCGCGGGAGGUUUGAGGAUGUGGGGUUCCUGAGGUGGGCGUGUAAGGCUUAUGUCGGCGGGUUAAGGGAGAGGAGAAUGAAGGCGAGCGAAGAAGAGAAGCUGAUGCUCCGUGAGCCAGCGGGUCCAGAGCCAGAGGAAGAGGAGGAAGUGGAAAGUAUCGGGGAGCCUGCAGCGUGGCAUUCCGAUGAAAUCCAGAAGAACCUGGGUAUGGGGCAAGAUAUGACGUGGGAGCAGCCUGCAGCGAUGGGGUCGAAGAGCAUUCCUCCGCACUUGAUCGAACGUCAACCGCACCAGUGGGCAAGCGGGACACCACAGGCAUCCCCUUGGUUUCCGAGCAGUCGUAUGCAGGCUCGCGGUUAG
Dacryopinax primogenitus is the source of this 2742-nucleotide messenger RNA. RefSeq lists its product as uncharacterized. Gene Ontology annotation, molecular function: protein binding. Lineage: Eukaryota; Fungi; Basidiomycota; Dacrymycetes; Dacrymycetales; Dacrymycetaceae. The transcript is spliced from 4 exons. The record is from RefSeq and is a predicted model, not a curated record. Bases 1 to 2742 code for a protein of 913 amino acids.